Pararge aegeria (speckled wood butterfly) is the source of this 1739-nucleotide messenger RNA. RefSeq lists its product as uncharacterized. Lineage: Eukaryota; Metazoa; Arthropoda; Insecta; Lepidoptera; Nymphalidae. The transcript has 3 exons. Bases 149 to 1312 code for a protein of 387 amino acids. The record is from RefSeq and is a predicted model, not a curated record.
UUUGGGUCAAGUUGUUUGAAUCUUUGAUUUGCUUACGACAUAAAUUCUUAUAACUCAAAAAGUAUUCAAUUUCCAACUUUACUAAAAAAGUUGAUCCUUAAAAAACAUGGAUACUAAAUAUACUAGUUGUAGUUAAUAAAAACGUAUUAUGUCGGCUCGAAAUUACAUUACAUCCGCUCGUGAUAGAAAUAUUAGUAAACUUAUUGAUUAUUUGCCGCAAAUUAAUCAGCAGAAGUGUGGGUAUCGUCCCGGGCAAGAGCUACCGGCACUUUCGGCAAAUGCUGGUUGUUUAAUGAACAGAAAUCUACUAUUCUCCUACAAUAUACCAUCGUACACUGCAGAUAGUCUAGAAAGGGCGAGCACUCCAUUCUCAGACUUUUUCUCUGGAAGUGAAACUGGUACCCCAGACUUUAAUAGUGAAGAAAGUGACAGCAGUGCUGGGUCGACGUUUUUGAGGAACACAGCAGAGGCUUCAAAAAGCUUAGCUACAGAGUGGGAGAGGAUUGAAAGAACUUUGUAUGAUGAAGACGGGGAAAAGUGUACUCGGCCCCAGAUACUUGAGGAAUGCAGGCAGUGGAGACAACUGCACCCGCAGCUUAGGGUUAUUGGCAAAGCUGUACCAAUACCUGAAAAGAGACUAUCCUAUCGUCAGAUAGAACAUGAAGAGGUUAUUGCAAUGCAUUACAGUAAUUAUGAACAAUUCAGUGAAAGUGAGGACAGAUUAUCCCAAAGCAGUACUGAUGUGACUCCACAGAACUCCCCAAGAAUCUCACUUACAAGCGAUAUUCAUGAACCAAAGUUAUCUCGUGAGAAAGUGUCUUUCAAACUUCACGAAGAAAUGGAUUUACCAGAUACAUUUUGUUCUUUACUACAUAUUACUCCAAUACAAAUCCGAAGCCCAAUAUAUAGGAAGAAGACAAGUCAGUCUAUAGUCAGAUCAGAUUUAGCAUCAUCAAAAUGGAUGAGGAAAAGGCCAGAAUCCUCAAUUUACGAGAGAAAUAGUGCAAAGUCAUUUGUUUCAUUAGAUACUAGAAAUUAUUUGGGAGUAGAUAAUAGUAAAAUUUUGAAUGCAAGAGUUCUAACAGCCAGGCAUAGAGACAUGGCGAGACUUGAGCCUUUAUAUACACCUGAGUCCCAAAAUGAAGUUAGUAAGCUGGGUAAUGGUAUGCAACAUUAUCAUAUAAGGAAAGUAUCUCUGCCUCCUUUGCUCUUGGAAGAGGAAAAAAGAAAAGUGACUGUUGGUUCUGCUAGGAAGUUUAAUAAAUCUAGGAAACCCACAUCAAAAAUUUAUUCUGAAAAAGCAAAACACUGAUAUUGUGAAAAUUGCCUCUUUUGGUUAAACUUUUUCAAAUGUUAUUAGCAAGAUUUUUAAGUUAAGCUGUUGUUCAUGGUAAGUUUUUCUUAUAAAUAUUAUACAGGGUGAGCAAAUAGAGUCAAGAAUAGGAAAAUUUCUUUAUUGAUGUCCAUGACUUCAACAUUCAAUCCAGCAAUAUUUUUGCCCUCAUUGACUCAUUAUAAUUCUCUUGAAAAAUUUGAUUUAACAUAGCAGUUCUAGUUAGCUAAUUUAUAGGUAGGUCAUGUUAUUUUGGAAAAAGUUUAUAUUAUUUAUAAAUCUAUUGGUAUGUGCUAAUCAAAUCAAAUUAUUUGUUGGUAAUUGAGUUAUUAUUUUUGUAUGAUUUGAUGUGAGGAAUAAAAAUGCAUUUGUUGUUUGAAAACAAUUUCUCUCAUUAUUUUAAUUU